UAUGGCGGAUAGUGAUGUGUGCUUGAGGUGUUGACACUCGCAUGAAUCACCUAUUGUGUCAGUGGUAGUAGUGUAUGUUGUGUUGGUUGUAACAGCAGUGAGUGCGAUGGGCCGUCUAGAAAGUGUACUUAAAAGAUUAGUAAACAUGUAUGAAUAAAAGUGUCCGAAAUUCCUGUUCAGUGUGGCUCGGCGUGCUGUGCCUCAAACAGACUUGGGAAUGGUCCCAAAUCAUGGGCGCCCAGCAAGCCAAGGAACGCGUAGGAUCUUCUGGAGCUCUUGCCGUUAGGAACACUAUCAGGAACAAACCACGCGUCCCCAAGGAUGGACGUCAGCAGGGAUCAAAUAUUUUCACAGAACACAGUGAGGCAUUGCUGCAGAGCCGUCCUUUGCCGCACAUCCCAGACCUGCCUGACAGUGAUCCACCUGGCAGUCUUCAGGGGGGUGCCACUCCAGGAUCUGGAAGCCAGUCGGGUACAGGAGGCUCCGGCUCAGGUACUGCCGCUCCAGGAACCCCAUUGCCUUUGGAUGCAGCUAACAGAUGGACCUCGAAGGAGAACCUGCUGGCACAGGAAGAGGAUGAUCCUCAGUUGUUUGUGGCAUUGUAUGAUUUCCAGGCUGGAGGCGAAAACCAGUUGAGCCUCAAGAAAGGGGAGCAGGUUCGCAUCCUGAGUUACAACAAGAGUGGCGAGUGGUGUGAGGCACAUUCUGCUGCAGGACAGGUGGGCUGGGUCCCAUCCAACUAUGUGACUCCAGUUAACUCUUUAGAGAAACACUCAUGGUACCAUGGCCCUAUCUCACGUAAUGCUGCUGAAUAUUUACUGAGCUCUGGCAUCAACGGUAGCUUCCUGGUACGAGAGUCGGAGAGCAGCCCUGGCCAGCGGAGCAUAUCUCUACGUUAUGAAGGUCGCGUUUACCAUUAUCGAAUUAAUGAAGAUGCUGAAGGAAAAGUGUAUGUCACGACUGAAAGUAAAUUCAAUACCCUAGCAGAGCUCGUACACCACCAUUCGAUGCAUUCUGAUGGUCUAAUCACCCAGCUUCUGUACCCAGCUCCAAAGCACAACAAACCAACAGUAUUUGCACUCAGUCCAGAACCAGACGAAUGGGAGGUGAACCGCACCGACAUAGUGAUGAGGCAUAAGCUGGGUGGCGGUCAGUAUGGUGACGUGUAUGAGGCUGUUUGGAAGCGCUACAAUAUGACUGUUGCUGUGAAGACCCUCAAAGAAGACACAAUGGCCCUGAAAGAUUUCCUGGAAGAAGCGGCCAUCAUGAAGGAGAUGAAACACCCAAACUUGGUACAGCUGUUGGGUGUGUGCACACGAGAGCCUCCAUUUUAUAUCAUCACAGAAUUCAUGAGUAAGGGGAACUUGCUGGACUACUUGCGUAAUGGGAACAAGGACCAAAUCAAUGCUGUGGUGCUUAUGUACAUGGCCACCCAGAUUGCUGGUGGCAUGAGCUACCUCGAGAGUCGCAGUUUCAUCCACAGAGAUCUGGCAGCUCGGAACUGCUUGGUAGGGGAAAACCAUCUGGUGAAAGUGGCAGACUUCGGACUAGCACGCCUGAUGAGGGAUGACACAUACACAGCACAUGCUGGUGCCAAGUUCCCUAUCAAGUGGACAGCUCCCGAGGGUCUGGCCUACAACAAGUUCUCUACGAAGUCUGAUGUAUGGGCAUUUGGAAUUCUGCUAUGGGAGAUAGCUACUUAUGGAAUGUCACCAUAUCCAGGAGUAGACCUCACAGAUGUCUAUCAUAUGCUGGAGAAAGGAUAUCGUAUGGAAUGUCCCCCUGGUUGCCCUCCCAAGAUAUAUGAGUUGAUGCGUCAAUGUUGGCAGUGGAACCCCAGUGAAAGGCCCACCUUUCAAGAGAUACACCACUCACUUGAAAACAUGUUCCAGGAGUCAAGCAUCACAGAGGAGGUGGAGAAACAACUUCAGGGGAGUGGAACCCCUCAGCUGGCCUACAAGAAGCCCCAUGCAGGCAGUACAGGGAACAUUCAUGGCUUGGUGAUGAUGUCAGAGCAGGUUGCUGUUGCAGGAAUGGUGGCAGAUGGCGCAGUGAGCAAGCUGAGUACAUUCACAGGAGGGCCAGUACACAGUACCAAUAAAAGCAGUUUGGUGCAAAUGCGUCGGCCAACCAACAGGAAAGGAAAGCAGGCACCUGCCCCUCCAAAACGAACCAGUCUGCUCUCAUCUUGCAGCUCGUUCCGAGACAGCACCUACGCAGACCACGAUCCGCUGGGCCACGCGGAAAACCAAGAUGACACCUCGGACUUAAAUGGUAUUGAUAAGAUAUUUGAAGGCAUCACCAAGGACCUCCAAAGCCUCACAGCCAGCAACAAAGGUGACAGUGAAAGUGACCUGCAGGAUCAGACUCCUGACACUGAUGACUCUGGCGCUCACUCAUACCCAGAGGCACCCACUGGUACAUUCUUUCCAACAGGUGCAACCAGCUCCUUCAAACGUGCACCAAUCAUGGGGAAUCGUGGCUUGGAACAGCGUGGAAAAAAGUCACGAACCUAUCCUCCCAAGGAUGCAGCAUGUGCACAGGUGGUUCAGGUGGCAGCACUGGAGGUGCAAAAUGUGAAACGAGCCAUUAAUCGUUACGGCACUCUGCCCAAAGGUGCUCGUAUUGGGGCAUACUUAGAGUCAUUAAGAGCAAGUGGACUGACUUCGGGGCAAGAGGGAGAAGGAGAAGUGAUAGAUGGAGGUGAGGCCGAGUGUGCGGAGGAAGUGUCAGACCUGGCUCCUCAUCGGUCUGUGUCCCCACGUACAAACAUCCGAACACAAUCACAAAUGAUUCGUAGUAAUUCAUCUGGUGGUGUUGUAGGAGGCUUUCACAACCAUCCACAAGCCCCAUCUUCACCAACAGCUGGAAAACUAAAUCGGCCACGCACAGGUGUUGUUAGAAAUCAUGGUGUAGAUAUAUGCGGCAGCCUGCGAACAUUCCGAACUGCUCCCAACACUUCAUCUUUUCGUGGUGGUAGUCCUUCACGUGUUCUGCAGCCUAGCCUUGCAGAUCUGGAAUUUCCUCCACCACCUGCAGAUCUUCCACCACCUCCUGAAGAGUUUGACAGCCUUAAUGAUGGUCCUCCUCUGACUCCAGAACCACCCCCACCACUAGCCGCUGCAUCCCCUAGUCCAGAAAGAAGACAUUUAUGGGUGGGACCUCCUGGAAACAAGUCAACAUCUCCUCACAGUUUGAGGAAGUUGGGGCAGAGUUCAAGCCUUGACCAACCCUCACCUCGCUGGCCAGCCCAGGGUGAUGCGACUGACUCUGAACGAGUGGAACAGCAAAGCGACCCAGAGAAAGACAGCCCAGGAUCCUCUCAUACAGCAGAUGUAAGAAACACAGAACCGUCGGUAGAAGAAGCCAGCUCACGAUUUGGAGUGAGUCUGCGUCAUCGAGAACCUUCAACAGAUUCAUGCAGCAGUGCUAAGUCUGGUGGUGAUCAUGAUGACUCAGCAUUGCAGCUUCAGGCUGGUGGUAGACGCAGUUCGAAGAGCAGACCACGUGACAAACCUCCAAGUCCACCACGUUCCACUCGAAGCUUGACUUCACCCAGCCUGGAAAUCAAAAGUCCUGUGUCGCCUGGUAGUGAUCUUGUUCCUGUCCUGUACUCUCCUAGUGAACCUGUUGCAGACCCAAAUACUUUGGAGCAGCAGAGUGCUGUAGGGAGCGAAACUGUUGGCCCUUCCUCAGAAGAGAAGAAGAUGACAGUGAAUAAUAAAGUGGUAAAGAGUGUUAUUCCAGGCAUGAAGGAAAUGCUGGAGUUGAAGCUUGUUGCUGAGAUUAAGGAGAGGGCUGAUCUCAAAUUUGGUCGAACAGGAUUAAAGGAGUCUCCAAUAAGUGAUGCAGCAGGAAUGGCAGUCCCAGGCUCUUCCUUGGACCCAGCUCUUCAGCUAGUUUCAGAACUUUCUGAAGGGUUUCAGUAUACUGAUUCAAGUAAGAAAGAUUUGAAAGAGACACCUGAUACUCCUCCAAACAGAAGCCUUUCAGAUCCUAACAAGGGUGCUACAUCCCCAGUGGACUUUAAGGCUAAUCUCCGGAGAGUUAGUCGAGGAUCUGAAGCAGUUAAACCUGAAGGUAUUGGGCAAGUUAAGCAAGAUGGAGUUGCCCUUGGGGGCUUCAAAGCACAGUUAAAGAAGUUUGAGCCAGCAUCAAAGCAGGUUGGAGCAAAGGAUGAAAAUGAUGAUCAUACAGGAUCAAUUAUUGACUUCAAAUCUAGGUUGAGGAAGGUAGAAAGUGGUGGGGAGAGAGUAGGAAGACGAAUUGAGGGAGGGAAGGAAGAUGAGGAUGAAAGACGAGGAGAAGAGGAUACGCGGCAGAACAGUGUGAGUGUGGAUGAAGACCUCCAGCAGGAAGAAGACCCAAUGAAGAAAAGGGACAGCACAGUAAGUACACACAGCCUGGAUGGUGGGACACAGUUGAAAGUUGAAGAGAAUGAUGACAAGCGACGCAGUACGGGCAGUAUCAGUAGCCUGAAGAAGCUGUGGGAAAGCAAGGAGACAUCAGGAGAAGUCCCAGCAUGCUCAGGUGCAGCUGGACAAGUGAGUCCUAAACUGGCCCUCAAGGUUCCUGGUAGGUUCAGAGACUCUGCCAACACUGCAGAAGAGGAGGACGAAGGACUCAAGGAGCAGGGAUCAUCACCAGAUGACGGAAAGCCAGUAAAUAAGGGACAAGGUGGUUCAAGGGUGUGGCCUCCACCUCCUGUUCCAUCAGAUGAGAAGCCCACGGUUCCUACAAAACCACCUGUGAAAGCCACAAAACCUAUACUGUCAGCAUCAAAACUGCCCACGGGCUCGGCAGCUAUCUAUGCCACUCCCAUGUUGCCAAAACCACCUGUUGUGGCUCGUGAGACCAAAUUUGUAACAGACGAGGAAGGCUGCCCAGCACCAGCCAGUCGGGUAAGUGGGGGGGAGAGAGAAAGCGUGCUAGAGAUAUCCCAGGCUCUAGAGACUAGUCUAACCUCCCUGAGGUCAGCAGCCACUGUGUCAUCGGGCACUUGGCUUCAGCUGUCUGACAAAGUCUGCGUGUUUCAUUCGUCAUGUGUUGGAUAUGCUGACAGUAUUGUUCCUCAUGCACGCUUUCACUUCCGUGAGUUACUGACUCGGCUAGAAAGCCAAGCACGCCAACUUCGUUCAGCUGGCGCACGUAAUUCAGCAGAUAACACACGGCUGUGUGCCGAAGUGCAGAACACUGUGAGGGAUGUGAUCAAUGCUGUACAGAGGUAGAUUUGGUGGUUCAGUGUACUCUUGUUAAUCCAUGUUUUAUACUGCUUUGAAUACAGCAUUUUGACAUGGCUUGGAUCAGUUUGGACCAAUUCAUGUCAUGUGUUUAUUUAAAUAACUAUUCUGGUUCAUUCCUUAUUCAGAAAGUGUGUAGAAUUUCAUUUGCAUAAAGAACUUUUACAGCUGAUAUUAUUGCUCUGAAUUGCUGUUACGUAUGUUUAUCCAGUGUGGAAUCAGUACCACACAUCAUAAAUACUCCAUUUUAAGCUUGUGGACAGUGAAGAUGCUGU
Messenger RNA from Cryptotermes secundus, 5515 nucleotides. It is a transcript of the gene Abl, whose product is annotated as tyrosine-protein kinase Abl. NCBI's taxonomy places the organism in Eukaryota, Metazoa, Arthropoda, Insecta, Blattodea, Kalotermitidae. The transcript is spliced from 14 exons. The record is from RefSeq and is a predicted model, not a curated record. Gene Ontology annotation, molecular function: non-membrane spanning protein tyrosine kinase activity; ATP binding; protein binding. Bases 150 to 5228 code for a protein of 1692 amino acids. Gene Ontology annotation, biological process: protein phosphorylation.